Messenger RNA from Priapulus caudatus, 403 nucleotides. Its product is annotated as probable methyltransferase TARBP1. Bases 40 to 375 code for a protein of 111 amino acids. NCBI's taxonomy places the organism in Eukaryota, Metazoa, Priapulida, Priapulimorpha, Priapulimorphida, Priapulidae. The transcript is spliced from 4 exons. The record is from RefSeq and is a predicted model, not a curated record.
CGCCAUCAAAGAUAAUUCUGAGCAAAGGACUGGCAGCAUAUGUUCUUUCUUUGCCAUCUCUAUGCAUCUAUGCAAGCUCUACGAGGGAAGAACACUGGAGGAAUUCAUGGAGUCGUAGAAAUACUUCCAUGGACCAUGAUGCAGCAUUUCUCUGUGCGCACGUACGCCCAGGUGGCUCUGUGUACGGUGUGGACGGUUGCCAGGCAACGGAACAAGUUGGAUUUCUGCGAACGUCAUGCACUGCUGGAAGGAUGCAUCAACCAGGUUGCCACAGUUGAGAGCAAUUCUACUAAAAGUGUGAAGAAACUCAUGGAAUCCUUCUGGUUUUCUGAUAAUUUCCAUCCUAUUGCAGACUAUAUUAUUGAGGUCGGGUAAGGAGUCGUCGCGACGUUCAACGUAGACC